CCUCCGUCGUUCUUUCUCACGUGACAAGGCAGCGUCAUGUGACCGUUGGGAAACAGGAAGUGCGACAUCACGGUUCUUCCUCCGCCUCUUCAUGUGUGUUUUAUAGUCGGUCUGUUUGCACAUCGCGGGGGACUCGGCAGCGGCGCCGGCUCUGUGUGCCCGUCGUGGACUGUGACUUCGGCAAGAGAGCGGUUGCCAUGGGGGCUCUGUUUCGUAGCGAGGAAGUCUGUCUGGUGCAGCUCUUUCUCCAGUCGGGAUCGGCCUACGACUGCGUCAGCGAACUGGGAGAGCUGGGACUGGUCGAGUUCCGAGAUCUGAACCCAAACGUCAACGCUUUUCAGAGGAAGUUUGUUGGGGAAGUGCGGCGAUGCGAGGAGCUCGAGAAAACGUUUUCAUUCCUGGAGCAGGAGAUCCACCGGUCCCGGUCCCCUCCUCUGGAGGGACGCCUGUCCCCACCCUAUCCGACCCCUUCUGCACCCCAGCCCAGAGAGCUGCUCACCAUCGAGGAGGAGAGUGAGAGGCUGUCCAGAGAGCUGAAGGAGGUGUCACGGAACCGAGACAGCCUCCAGGCCCAGCUGACUCAGCUUUCUCAGUACAGAGGGGUGCUGACUGAGACGCACUCCCUUACUACAACACAGAUGCCACCCCACACCUUGGACUCGUCUGGGUUUUCGGACAACAGGCAGGACAUUCGACUCAGCUUCGUAGCAGGUGUCGUGCAUCCGUGGAAAGUCCCGUCCUUUGAACGGCUGCUGUGGCGUGCUUGUCGAGGUUACAUCAUAGUGGAUUUUCAGGAGAUGAAAGAGAGACUGGAAAUGCCUGACUCUGGAGAAAUGGUGCAGUGGACAGUCUUCCUCAUUUCCUACUGGGGGGACCAGAUUGGUCAGAAAGUCAAGAAAAUCUGUGAUUGUUUCCACACCCAAACCUUCGCCUACCCCGAAAGUACAACAGAAAGAGUGGAAACUCUCCAAAAACUGGAGAACAGGAUUGAGGACAUCAAAACGGUGCUCGCCCAGACGGAGCAGUACCUGCAGCAGCUGCUGGAUCGUGCCGUGGCAGUCCUCCCGCACUGGAAAGUCCGGGUUCAGAAGUGCAAGGCAGUUCAGAUGGUGUUGAACCUGUGCAGCCCGUCCGUCACAGACAAGUGUCUCAUUGCUGAGGCCUGGUGUCCUGUGAGCCAACUGCCGGCACUGCAGAACGCGCUGAGAGAAGGAACUCGGAAGAGUGGGAACAGCGUGGACUCCUUCUACAACCGCCUGCCUGCAGCAGCUUCUCCACCAACACUCUUCACCACCAACUCCUUCACUGCUGGAUUCCAGAACAUUGUAGAUGCAUACGGAGUGGCUAUGUACAGGGAGGUGAACCCAGCGGUAUACACUAUCAUCACCUUCCCCUUCCUCUUUGCGGUAAUGUUUGGGGAUGUGGGACAUGGGUUACUCAUGACCCUUGCAGCACUCUGGAUGGUCCUGGAGGAGAAAGACCCCAAGUUGAGGAACAACACCAAUGAGAUCUGGAGAAUGAUGUUUGGGGGGAGAUACCUGAUAUUGCUGAUGGGUCUCUUCUCCAUCUACACCGGGGCCAUCUAUAACGAAUGCUUCAGCCGAGGGCUCAGUGUGUACACGUCCAGUUGGCACAUCCAGCCCAUGAUCGCGCACUACAACUGGAGUGACGCAACAUUUCAAGCGAACCAGUAUCUCAGUCUGGACCCAAAUGUUACGGGAGUGUUUCAGGGACCCUACCCAUUUGGUAUUGACCCGAUCUGGGGGUUGGCAAAUAACCACUUGACAUUCCUCAACUCCUACAAAAUGAAGAUGUCUGUGAUCAUCGGUGUGAUCCACAUGACCUUUGGGGUUUGCCUUUCCUUCUUCAAUUACAUACACUUCAGGAAGUUCAGCAGCAUUUUCCUGGUUCUUAUCCCAGAGCUCAUCUUCAUGCUCUGCCUGUUUGGUUAUCUGGUGUUCAUGGUUAUCUUCAAGUGGAUCGCGUAUGGUCCCAUGGACUCAAACCAGGCACCUAGUAUUCUCAUACACUUCAUUGAUAUGUUCCUGUUUACUGACAACAAAACCAAUCCACCACUGUACACCGGACAGCUGAUAGUACAGAAGGUGCUUGUAAUUUUGGCUGUGUGUUCAGUACCUGUCUUGUUGUUGGGGAAACCAGUCCAUCAAUACAUAACGCACAAGAGAAAGAGGCGACAUCGAGGAGGAGACCAAAGGCCACUACUGUCGGACAACGGUGCCAUCAAUGCUUUGCAGGGGGAUGUGGAAGAAGGCCACGUGGGUGAGGAAGAGGAGUUUGACUUGCCAAAUGUGUUCAUGCACCAGGCAAUCCAUACUAUUGAGUAUUGCCUUGGUUGUAUCUCCAACACUGCCUCUUACUUACGGCUGUGGGCGCUCAGCUUGGCACAUGCACAGCUGUCAGAGGUGUUGUGGGUGAUGGUGAUGCGGAUGCCCCUCUCCAGGAAGGACUAUGUGGCCUCCAUUAUCCUUGUGGUCAUCUUUGCCUUCUUUGCUGUGUUGACGGUUUCCAUUCUGCUGGUCAUGGAGGGGCUGUCAGCUUUCCUGCACGCCCUCCGUCUACACUGGGUGGAAUUUCAAAACAAGUUCUAUAGUGGAACUGGCUACAAGCUCUGCCCAUUCUCUUUUGCUUCCAUCAUACAUUCCUCAGUAGCUAAUUAAGUGCCAAAUUUAGUAUUAAAAAUUUUCAUUUAUGAUCAUUUAUCAUCACGAGCCAUUUAUGCAUUUUGAAGGCCAUCUAUUUGUAUAAUUUUGAAGGAUAAAAUUCAGAAGAAACACUUCCAAUUCUAUAUAUACUGAAUGCACAGUGACCAUGGAAUGUUGGUAUGGUUCUUCAAUUCAGUCUAAUCAAAAAUUUUCUGUAAGUAUUGCCUGUAAUGGAGUAUUGUUCCAGAUCUUUCAGUUGUCAGAGACUAAACUACUGAAGCAAAAGUCCAGUCUUUCACACCCCCAAAUAAGUUCGGGUACUAUUUGAGCCCCCACGGGAGUGUCAGUACCUUUUCGUACAACACUUGUAGGAUGCUUCUGUUUUCAUUAUGCCAUUUCUGUUGAGUAGGAAGUUCUUUGAAUAUGUCCUUAAGGAGAGAUGUUCAUUUCAGUCUUCCAGCAGUUAUUUGUAUUGUAUGAGCUCUGACUUACUCAGGAAAAGUGAUCGGUUCAGAUGUUUGUGUCUCAGUGGAGCCACAACAUGAAGUCUAGCAUAGGUAAGUAGUGCAGUGCCCCCGACGAAAUAGCAAGGCAAGCCUGCACGUGUCUGGUGCUUCUACUUUCUUUUACUCUGUAAAUCUGAUUGAACUAAAUGAUUAACACGUGACAUCAUUAAAGGGGACCUGUUCGUUUUUAAAGGCACACAUUAACAAAAGUGGUUGAAAUGUUUUUAAAAAAAUCUGUAAAAACGUAUAUCUUGCAUGUUGUGUUAGUACGUAACUAAUACACUGGCAAAUUGAUGCAGUGCAAAGCAUGCAUUGUCAGCACAGACAGAUCUACCGUACAUCCUUCUGUUUUUCAUCGCCAAUGUAAUCCACACAAAGGGAUGCUGUUAAAACUAGCGUAUUGCAGUGUGUCAAGUAUGUCUUUUCACAGGUGUUUUUGAUGAGUUGAGCAUCAUUUUGAGUACAGCAUGAAAGUGUCUGUUUGUCAUACUGUAAGGUUUUACAUUUAUAGCAAAGUACUUCAACUGUGUGCAGAUGUUUGUUUUUAUUUGGUUUUUUUUAUCUUCCUUUUACAUGAAAUUAUAUAUUUCAUAAAUUGCCUUAAUGAAGAAGAUUCAUCCCUAUGGUUACUGUGUUUCUGCUUUUUGUUAAGA
Molecule: messenger RNA, 3822 nt
Organism: Scleropages formosus (Asian bonytongue)
Lineage: Eukaryota; Metazoa; Chordata; Actinopteri; Osteoglossiformes; Osteoglossidae
Gene: tcirg1b
Product: T cell immune regulator 1, ATPase H+ transporting V0 subunit a3b
Exons: 21
Coding region: 198-2678 (826 amino acids)
Biological process (GO): vacuolar acidification; proton transmembrane transport
Cellular component (GO): vacuolar proton-transporting V-type ATPase complex; vacuolar proton-transporting V-type ATPase, V0 domain; plasma membrane
Molecular function (GO): proton-transporting ATPase activity, rotational mechanism; ATPase binding
Source: RefSeq, a predicted model, not a curated record